Messenger RNA from Heterostelium album PN500, 1233 nucleotides. Its product is annotated as Sec1 family protein. The record is from RefSeq and is a predicted model, not a curated record. The coding region runs from base 1 to 1233 and encodes 410 amino acids. The transcript has 5 exons. Gene Ontology annotation, biological process: intracellular protein transport; vesicle-mediated transport. Gene Ontology annotation, cellular component: CORVET complex; vacuole. NCBI's taxonomy places the organism in Eukaryota, Evosea, Eumycetozoa, Acytosteliales, Acytosteliaceae.
AUGAUGAAGAAACAAGGAGCUGGUGGUCAACCAUUGCCACCUCAACAACAGCAACAGCAGCAAAGACCACCACAACCAGCACCUGCACAAGCAAAGAAACCAGCAGCUAUCGUACUCUCACAGAUUCCCAACAUCUCUAGUAAAGUACUGAACCUUACAUCUAUAAGAGAGCAAUCAAAGAGAGAACUAGGUGAAGCAUUAGAUAUACUGAAAGGUGGUAAAGCAUUGGUUAUGGAUCCAAAGGUUAUUGGUCUACUUAAUCUUAUUGUUGAUCCACAAUUCCUUAAUAGUCAUGGAGCUGAAAGAAACUAUGAAUUAAAAACAGGUAAACUUGAAACAAAUUCAUCAAAUAUUAUAUAUAUUAUUAGACCAAAAAUUAAAUAUAUGCAUAUUAUAAAGGAACAUAUUCAAAGACAUUUAGAUGAAGGAUUGAAAAAGACAUAUGCAAUUGUAUAUAUACCUAGAAGUACUAUUUUAGCACAGAGAGUGUUGGAAGAGGAAGGUGUUGCUGGUAACAUCGAAGCAACCUACGAAUUACCACUGGAUAUAGUACCGUUCGACGAAGAUGUAUUAUCACUAGAGCUACCAUCUGCAUAUAAAGAAUUCCUAUUGGAAGGUGAUCGUACCUCUCUCUUUUACGUCGCCAAAUCACUAAUGAAGUUACAAUCAAUGUUUGGUACAAUUCCACUUGUAAAAGGAAAAGGUCAAUGUUCAAGAUUGGUUAUGGAUUUAAUUACAAGAAUGAGAAAGGAAAUGGGAGAAGAGUCAACUGUACCACCAGAGAUUGAUUCUUUGAUAUUGAUAGAUAGAGACGUCGAUUUGAUCACUCCGAUGUGUACACAAUUGACCUAUGAAGAGGAGAUCAAUGAGACCAACCCAACCGAUAUGGCCUAUGUCUACAGUGGUUACGCGCCACUCAGCUGUCGUCUCGUUCAACAAGCGAUUAGACCCGGCGGCUGGAAGGCAAUCGAAGAGACACUCCGACUACUGCCCGGACCGACAUUCGAGGAGAUACAACCACUGCCACAAGGUGCCACCACCAACGUAAAGAGUGACCGUAAACCGAUUACAUUGGUCUACUUUAUCGGUGGUGUAACAUUCGCAGAGAUCUCUGCACUUCGUUUCCUCUCAAGACAAGAUCAAGCCAAUCGUGAUUUUAUCAUUAUCACCACCAAACUUAUCAACGGUGAUACAUUAGUUGAUAAUUUAGUUGAAAAGUUGGAAGAUGAUUAA